Molecule: messenger RNA, 3876 nt
Organism: Lodderomyces margitis
Lineage: Eukaryota; Fungi; Ascomycota; Pichiomycetes; Serinales; Debaryomycetaceae
Exons: 1
Coding region: 1-3876 (1291 amino acids)
Molecular function (GO): guanyl-nucleotide exchange factor activity
Source: RefSeq, a predicted model, not a curated record
AUGAGUCUUUACACGCGUUACGUUUCGGGUGAACACGACAAAGAACACUUCAAAUCAAAACAAACACAAACCAGCACCAUUGGCAACAAGACACCAAACUCCAUUGACAGCAUAGUAGCCAGGGACGGUAUUCGGCUUCCUUUCUUCAAUGGUGAUAAUCAUGACAAUGAUACAAACGAGUGCCCUGACCAAAACAAUGGACUGCUUCUACAUUGGUUAGAUAUUCUUCAACGUGCCGCAAUAUUUACUGGCCACGAUGAUGUCAUGUUUAAUCAAGUUAUAACAAUAGUAUAUAAAAGCGCGAGAAAGAACAAGCUCUCUACUCAAACAAUUACCAAAUUUGGAUUAGCUUCGUUUCCUGACUUGAGAUUGGAUUCGAAUUCUCGAUUCUGGCCUAGUUGUGAAAACCUUUUACCACAAUAUCAAAAGUCACAUGUACGACAAGCAUUGGCCAUUCUGAAUUUGAAGAAUUCCAAUAGAAUGUUGAAUAAUCACCAUCAUCUGAUAAAUUUACCCAUGUGGGAUGAAACUAAUGCCGGUGGUCUAGCGAGUGCAAUGUCGUUGAUACAGAGUAAAUCACCAGAUGAAGUGGGGAAAAAGAUUCUUGAACUUGGAUUGGUGCAACAUCAGCAAUUGUGCUCCUUCACAAUAGAUGUAAUCUAUGAUAACGAUCAUGCUAAAGAAGAAGUAGUAGAGGAGAAUAAUACGUUGGUUUCUUUGUUGGGACAGCAAUUGGAUCAAAUUUUUGAUCUGUUAUUGGAAUAUGCUCCCGAGGAAAUAAAAGCAGCAUACACACCAUCCCCAGACAGGAAACUUGUGCAUUUUCUGAACCCCAAAAUACAAUCCAUCUUAGAUGAGCUUAUAAAUGUACAGACCAAUUACACGGCUCGAUUGGUGAAUUUACUACAAACUUUUAUAAUACCUUUGCGGAUAAGUGUGACGAAAAAUGAUAACGAAAAGUCAAGUGGUGCUAUACAAAAAAUUAACCAGAUUUUCCCACCAACUAUUGAUGAAAUAACACGGGUCAAUUGCCUUUUAAAUGAUGCGUUAUUGAAGGCUCGCAAAGUGGAUGAUAUCGAAGUCAUUGUUGCUAUGGGAAAAGUCUUGCCAUAUUUCUACAAACCUUUUAUACGCCACGAAGCCAAUGUGAAGCACUUUAACGAAAAUUUGACCAAAUUUUCUCAAAACUAUAAGCUGGGUGUGUUUGAAAACUUGAAGAUAAAUUCAUCGCAAUAUACUGUGCGCGAGAUCGAUUCAAUUGUCACUGGUGCGUUAUUGGAAUUACCCAAGUUUAAGCUUUUGUUGCAGAGGCUACAUGAUGCAAUUGAGUUUGAGGAGAUACAAUUGCGGAAUUUUGACAAUGACAACGACAGUGACACUACCAGCAACACUUUGCAUUUGAUAGACCUGCAUUUCACUUCAGCAAUGGAUGUUAUUUACGCGUUUUCGGGAGCAGAUGAGCAUAAAGUUGAAGCAAGACGUCGAGUGUUUACGCCCACCGGCAGAAUGUUGACAGAAUUGGCAGGGAAUUGGCCAUCAGAGCUCCAAUUUGACUGGAAUUCGAGGAAAGUUGUAGGGAUUUUCCAAUUACACAAUGUUGCACCUACAAAUAUGACAAGCUUGGAGAUUUUGGUUGUUUUUUCAGAUUAUUUAUUGUUCUUUACCGUUGACGAUGACGAUGUUGACGACAUGAGUAAAGAGCACAGGAAGCAAUUGUCAGUGGCUGAUGCCUUGAUGCAUUCAUUAAUCAAUGAAAAACCCAUGCCUGAUUUAGAUGCAUUCCCCUCGAUGCAAGUAUCUGCUUGGAGUCGUAUUGAAGAUGUAUUGGUUAGCAAGUACAUGGCAUUGGAUGAAAUGAAUACAGAAAUAGAAUGUCUUCGGUUUCUUUCUAUGCAUGCAGAUGGGUUUAAAUCGUCCAAGAAUGGACCAAAGUCAUUUAUUCGUAACUAUCGAGUUACGGGGAGUCGUAUCCCAGCUGAGGAUAUCAUAGUCGCAGUUGAGAAGUCAAAAAUACUUCAUAAAUCGUCGUCGUUUCAUUUAUUCAAGUCAACAAACAGCAACAUGCAUAUUUGCUAUACUGCUCAAUCAACAUCUGACUACCAAACAGAGACAUUCAAGCUGCCGUUUGCCUUGAUUUUGAAUAUGGAUGUAGAUGUGCCGUGUUACUUUGAUGACCAUCCUCAAUUACUUUUAUUACUACAGGCAACAAUGGUCAACUAUAAUGAAGUUAAGGUUACUGGAUAUGACAAAUGCACUCAGCAGCAGAUUAAUGACAUUGUUGAAAGUGAUCAGUUUUCCAACUAUGUUGAGCUUAUGGUGGAACAGACAUUCCAUAAUUUGUUUUCGUCAUAUAAUGUGGUAACCCAUAAUGAAAUUGAAGGAAAUUCAUCACAUCUAAGAUACUUGGUUGACUGCUUUCUACAUGAUGCUGAAGCACCGGAGAAACGAGAUCUGACAAAUGCAAAGUCCACCCAUGUUGGUACAUCCAAAAGUGAACCAGAGGUAAACCUCGCAAAAACUCCUUCGAAUAAUCCUUUGUCUUCAACAAGCUCUAUCUUGAGCAAGCUCCACUUGAAAAGAGCAAAAAAGACCAAUUUUCCAAUUCAUGAGCCCAAAAAACCAAAAAAGAAGGUAUCCAAUACAUUUAUUCCUCAAGGAACCAAACUCGAAUACAAAGAGAUAUACAAGCCGGUGCCCACGCUCCAGAAAAGAAAUGUGUCACCAAAAAGCACAGUCGUGGAGAGUAAGCCAGAUUUAUCAACAGCUGACAAGAAGAAUAAACGAUGCGAGUCUAUAUCGUCGAUUGAUGUAUCACCCAAUUUCAAGUUCCCACAAAUGGAUAAAUUGGAUGAAAUUGAAAUUGAUCAUAGUGUUUCCAUCGUUGAUCAUGAAGCCAGCACUAUCAAGCGACUUUCAACUAUGGAUGAUAUCUCCAUGGUUUUGAAAAUGUCACUGGCAUCAUCUUUUAUGGGCGAUUACUUUAGUGAUGAUUAUGACCAAACACCCAAUUGGGAGUGUAUCAACGCCAAGAAUGUGGAUUCUUGUAACAGGUUGAAUCGAGAAGUGAGAAGAUUGUCUCUGCAGUUGGGAUAUUCUGGUGAUUUGAUUGAGUUUAAUGAGAAAUCAAUGAACAAUUCUCCAGGCGCUGUUAGCAAUAAGUUGCAUGAACUCGAGCCCCCUAUGCCAUUAUUUGUCAAACAACCGGCUAAUUCCCGCAAACUGUCGAAUGAAUCACUGAUAUUUUCGCAUGUUAGCGAGACGCCCAAGUCCAGUAAUACGUUGGCCACACCACCUUUAAAAAGCAGCAUGAAUGGUGCGUUUACAGGCCCCAACGACUUUAGCUCUGAGCAUCUUGGGUCCAACUCAGUUCCCCGUCGAAUUCCCCGGGAAAGUUCCGUCAGGUCCAUUAGUGCCCAUGAAUAUGCAAUUGAAUUUAGUAAAUUGAUCGAUGAGGAAUUCAGCAAACCACCAAUGGAAACAGCUAUAGGUACAGAAUCGUUACCUACAAUAAAGACAACCAAUAACAGUCCUCUGAUGACCUUGACUCCAUUUCAUACUAAUUCAAGUGUAGUUACGCUUGUUAGCAAUUCAUCAAAUAAUUUUGAGCCAUCGGAUGAAGAUUUCCAUUCAUCAACAGAAGACCAAGAUAAUAAAACACAAGUUCAACCAGUGGUCAACAUCCCUGAGUCGAAAGAUGCGUUGCCACAGAAGUUGGUUGCCAAGAAUAGGGUCACCAUUGCAAAAACCAUGCGCUCGAGUGAAACUAAAACUAAACCAUUGAAUGAGUUUAUGAGAGAUGAUUCCAUUGUCCAACUCACGAACCUCUUGCGCAACUCGAUCAAAUUUAGUGAUUUCAACGUUGAAAUGAUUCGAUAA